UCGGUUGUCUAGUGCUGAAUUUUAUGCCAGAAAUCAACCAAAAGAACAGAUGAAAAGGAUGGAGGAAGUGCCUAACAAGUCCAAGCUCCAAGCUCAAAAGACAAGAGCAAUAUACUGUUAAUUAUUCUUUUGCUUAAUUUAUGCAGCAGUGUACCUGGUUUGGCUUUAGCUUGCGGUUCAAGUGAUGCCACAGCCAGAAAAAUCGCUCGGUAACAACCUUCCAAUAAUUCGUAUUCCAGGAGACGGUAGAUGUUUGUUUAGAUCUGUGGUUUAUGGUGCAUGUCUAAGAUCAGGGGAACCAUCUCCAAGUCUUAGCAGGCAAAAAGAACUCGCAGAUGAACUCAGAGCCAAGGUUGUGGAUGAAUUCAUCAAGAGGAGGGUAGACACUGAGUGGUUUCUAGAAGGUGACUUUGAUACCUAUACAGUACAGAUGCGAAAGCCUCACAUAUGGGGAGGAGAACCUGAACUUCUCAUGUCCUCACAUGUCUUACAGAUGCCUAUAACGGUGCUCAUGCAGGAUAAGAGUUCGAGUAACCUUAAAGUUAUUGCAGAAUACGGUCAGGAGUAUGGGAAGGAUAACCCUAUUCGAGUGAUCUAUCAUGGUUAUGGCCACUACGAUGCAUUAUUGAAGAGUUCCUUCCACUAGUUAUUAUAUGUAUGCAGUCCUAAUUAACUAUCUUGAAUAGUGUUGUUGAUGCUCUUUGCAAUAACUGUAGAGCUUGACAAUAUUGUGCACAUAUAUGAUUGAUCUGAUUGAGUCCUUGAACUAGCCAAUGACAUUAGUGCUUCAAUUAGAUGCGUAUAUGAUAAUUCAAACUUGGUGCGACUGCUC
This is a messenger RNA of Glycine soja, 832 nucleotides long. RefSeq names its product OTU domain-containing protein At3g57810-like. Lineage: Eukaryota; Viridiplantae; Streptophyta; Magnoliopsida; Fabales; Fabaceae. Gene Ontology annotation, cellular component: nucleus; cytosol. The record is from RefSeq and is a predicted model, not a curated record. The transcript is spliced from 5 exons. Gene Ontology annotation, molecular function: cysteine-type deubiquitinase activity. The coding region runs from base 185 to 646 and encodes 153 amino acids. Gene Ontology annotation, biological process: protein deubiquitination; endoplasmic reticulum unfolded protein response.